AUGGCUGACGCUCCCCGUGGACGUGGAGGAUUCGGCUCGCGCGGUGACCGUGGUGGUGACCGUGGCCGUGGUCGUGGUCGCCGUGGCCGUCGCGGCGGCGCAAAGGAGCAGGAGAAGGAAUGGCAACCCGUCACCAAGCUCGGCCGUCUCGUCAAGGCCGGCAAGAUCACCAGCAUGGAACAGAUCUACCUGCACUCCCUGCCCGUGAAGGAGUACCAGAUUGUGGACUUCUUCCUCCCCAAGCUGAAGGAUGAGGUUAUGAAGAUCAAACCCGUCCAGAAGCAGACCCGUGCCGGUCAACGUACCCGUUUCAAGGCCGUUGUUGUCAUCGGUGACUCCGAGGGUCACAUUGGUCUCGGCAUCAAGACCUCCAAGGAAGUCGCUACUGCUAUCCGCGCCGCCAUCAUCAUCGCCAAGCUCAGCGUUCUCCCCGUGCGCCGAGGCUACUGGGGUACCAACCUUGGUGAACCUCACUCUUUGCCAGUGAAGCAGAGCGCCAAGUGUGGUUCCGUCUCCGUCAGACUUAUCCCCGCUCCCCGUGGUACCGGCCUCGUUGCCUCUCCCGCCGUCAAGCGUCUGCUCCAGCUUGCCGGUGUCCAGGACGCUUACACCUCCUCGUCCGGUUCUACCAAGACCCUUGAGAAUACCCUCAAGGCCACCUUCGUUGCCGUUGCCAACACUUACGGCUUCCUCACCCCCAACUUGUGGAAGGAGACUAAGCUCAUCCGGAGCCCUCUGGAGGAGUUCGGUGAUGUUCUGCGCCAGGGAAAGAAGUACUAA
Aspergillus tanneri is the source of this 780-nucleotide messenger RNA. RefSeq names its product 40S ribosomal protein uS5 (gene RPS2). NCBI's taxonomy places the organism in Eukaryota, Fungi, Ascomycota, Eurotiomycetes, Eurotiales, Aspergillaceae. The coding region runs from base 1 to 780 and encodes 259 amino acids. Gene Ontology annotation, biological process: translation. The record is from RefSeq and is a predicted model, not a curated record. The transcript has 3 exons. Gene Ontology annotation, cellular component: cytosolic small ribosomal subunit; ribosome. Gene Ontology annotation, molecular function: structural constituent of ribosome; RNA binding.